AUGCCAUUGCUUAUCUUAACUCUAACAACCAUCAGCCUUCCCUGUAAAGAUCCAUGUCCUACAUUAUCUCUCAAAUCCCCCACAUAUCUGGGGUUUUCAUCAAAAACAAAGCAGAAAAAAACCUUAAAAAAUACCUGCAUUUGCCGCUUUUGCAAAAACCAAGAAAGUUCUAUCUCUCUUCUUGUUAAUUCCGCAUCUGGGUUUCGCCGUUUGAAGGAAAUGGUGAUGGAUUUUGAUAAUUAUAUUGUUGGGACGUUUUUGGUUUCUCUUUUUGGCUUUGUUUUUUUUUUCAUUUUGCGGCGUAAUAACAAUAAGAAGAAGAAAGCCAAGAAAGAUUCUAGGGAAUUUAAGAACCAAACCGACUCUGUUAACGGCACCGACAUAGGAGAAUGCUCGCCGGAAUAUGGUUCCGGUGAAGACGUCAUUAUUGUCGGUGCCGGCGUUGCUGGUGCUGCUCUUGCACGUACUCUUGGCAAGGAUGGAAGGCGUGUUCAUGUGAUAGAAAGAGACCUGACAGAACCCGACAGAAUUGUUGGGGAAAUGCUGCAGCCAGGAGGAUACCUUAAAUUAGUUGAAUUGGGCCUUGAAGAUUGCGUGGAGGAAAUUGAUGCCCAGCGAGUGCUUGGGUAUGCUCUCUUCAAGGAUGGGAGAAAUACUAGGGUGUCAUAUCCCUUGGAGAAACUUCAUGCUGAUGUUGCUGGGAGGAGCUUCCAUAACGGGCGUUUCAUACAGAGGAUAAGAGAAAAAGCUGCUACUCUUCCCAAUGUACGGCUAGAGCAAGGAACAGUAACAUCUCUGCUUGAAGAAAAUGGGACAGUUAGAGGGGUGCAAUGCAAAACUAAGGAUGGUCAAGAACUAAGAGCUUUUGCUCCUCUUACUAUUGUAUGUGAUGGUUGCUUUUCAAACCUACGUCGCUCUCUUUGCAACCCGAAGGUGGAUGUGCCCUCUUGCUUUGUGGGUUUGGUCUUAGAGAACUGUGAACUCCCAUUUUCAAAUCAUGGGCAUGUUAUCCUAGCAGAUCCUUCACCCAUUUUGUUUUAUCCGAUCAGUAGCACAGAGAUUCGCUGCUUGGUCGAUGUACCUGGGCAGAAAGUACCUUCCAUUGCUAAUGGUGAAAUGGAAAAUUAUUUGAAGACUGUGGUGGCACCACAGGUUCCACCUCAGCUUCAUGAUGCCUUCAUAGCUGCUGUUGACAAAGGUAACAUUCGAACCAUGCCAAAUAGAAGCAUGCCAGCCGAUCCUCAUCCAACUCCUGGAGCACUUUUAAUGGGUGAUGCUUUCAACAUGCGCCAUCCUUUAACGGGUGGAGGAAUGACUGUGGCAUUGUCUGAUAUUGUUGUACUUCGGGAUCUUCUUAGGCCUCUGCGUGACCUUCAUGAUGCAGCUUCCCUGACCAAGUAUCUUGAAUCAUUUUACACGUUACGCAAGCCUGUAGCGUCUACAAUAAAUACUCUGGCUGGUGCCCUUUAUAAGGUGUUUUCUGCUUCCCCUGAUCAAGCAAGGAAUGAAAUGCGCCAAGCCUGUUUUGACUAUUUAAGCCUUGGGGGUGUUUUUUCAACAGGACCAGUGGCUUUACUCUCUGGUCUAAACCCUCGCCCAUUAAGUCUAGUUCUUCAUUUCUUUGCUGUGGCAAUAUAUGGCGUUGGUCGCCUGCUCCUACCAUUUCCCUCACUUCAACGCUUGUGGAUUGGAGCUAGGUUAAUUUCGAAUGCAUCAGGUAUUAUUUUCCCCAUAAUCAAGGCAGAGGGAGUGAGGCAGAUGUUUUUCCCUACCACAGUUCCAGCACUAUAUAGAGCUCCUCCCGUUGAGUGAUAUGUCCCAUGAUGCUAGCUUCAGCUUUGCUGUACCCAAGAUUUAGCUUGAACUACCUCCUUUCUGCUCAGACGGUGACUGAUAGUGCAUUUUAUAUUUCACGUAUGCCGAGGACAUUGUACGACUGUGCU
Messenger RNA from Durio zibethinus, 1943 nucleotides. Its product is annotated as squalene monooxygenase SE1-like. Gene Ontology annotation, molecular function: flavin adenine dinucleotide binding; squalene monooxygenase activity. Gene Ontology annotation, cellular component: endoplasmic reticulum; membrane. NCBI's taxonomy places the organism in Eukaryota, Viridiplantae, Streptophyta, Magnoliopsida, Malvales, Malvaceae. Gene Ontology annotation, biological process: sterol biosynthetic process. The record is from RefSeq and is a predicted model, not a curated record.